Trichobilharzia szidati is the source of this 567-nucleotide messenger RNA. NCBI's taxonomy places the organism in Eukaryota, Metazoa, Platyhelminthes, Trematoda, Strigeidida, Schistosomatidae. The record is from the annotation of a GenBank genome assembly.
AUGAAAUCCGGUCAGGGUGCUGUACACCUAACUCUUAUCCGCCUGGAUCACCACUCUUUAACUUCGCCAGCAGAACGCUUACUUUAUCCAGAAGCAAUACCACACCAUCGUCUUGGUAUAACUUUAACACCAAUUAGUAAUCAUGGAUUAGCUGGACCAGCAACAUACGACCCUCAAUUUACAGGAAUCAAUGAUUUCAGCAAAAAGCCUAUGAGUUUACGUGGAUAUACUUUAGGCGCUAGAACAGCACCAAGACUGACUUCUCAAUUACAGAAUACUAAUGCUCCAGAUCCUGGGGCUUAUCAAAACCAUAUCAACAACACAUUAGCAGUGAAACCGAAUAAAAGGCCAUUUAAUCGUUGCGCACCAAGAAGUAAUAUGUCACCAAAUGUCACAUCUACUGUCGGGGUUGGAACAUACGAUAUAACAAGUGAAAUCGGUCGACGUGUACAAUGGCAAAGAGAUACAAUGUUACAUCCUGUCAAUCUGCCUACAAUUGAACAAAAGAGUACAAUACCCGUUAAUACAGAUAAAGUUAGUUAUCAGUUCUAUUUUAAAAGAAAUUAA